AUGGAGGUCCCGUGGGACGCUGAACACGUGGUCUCGGCUGCCACAAGACGUCAGCGGCAGAUGGCAUGGGUACCCGCUGUUGGCAUGAGUGUCAUUCCUCAAAGAGAGAGGGAAGGGGGAAGAGACGGAGAGAGGGAGGGAGAAAGAGAGAGAGAGAGAGAGAGAGAGAGGGGAAAAGGAAGAGCAGACUUUUCCCCUUUAAUUUGUGGUUUGCAAGAGAAGAAGCUGCAGCGCAGAUUCAGAGGAGAUAUUUGGGAUCAUGCGAGGUGCACGCUGACCAGAGGAAAUAUGUUGACACUGCCAUUCGAGGAACCUCAUAUGAUGUGCGAGCCGCGGUUCGGUGCCAAUUAUCCUCGCGAAAGCCUACCUGAGAGCCUGGAGCAGGAGCGACAGCACAACCUAGACAGGUCCAGCAACUCAGACAUGAGGGAGGCCGAGGACGACAUCUCCGACAAAGAGGAGGAUGAGAGAGAGGACGAUCAGGACGAGAACGGGCUUCCUAAAAAGCGAGGCCCCCGGAAAAAGAAGCCCUGUAAGGAGCAGAUGGACAGGGCCAAACUACGGCGCCAGGAAGCCAACGCCCGAGAGCGCAGCAGGAUGCAUGGCCUGAACGCCGCGCUGGAGAGCCUGCGCAAAGUUGUGCCGUGCUACUCCAAAACUCAAAAACUGUCCAAGAUUGAGACCCUCAGACUGGCUAAAAAUUACAUCUGGGCCCUGUCAGAGACUCUGAGCGCGGGGAAGAGACCGGACCUCCUCGCCUUCGUACAGACUUUGUGCAAAGGAUUAUCUCAGCCCACGACCAACUUGGUGGCCGGUUGUUUGCAGCUGAACGCGAGAAAUUUCCUCACAGACCACAACGGAGAGGUCAUGUUCUCUGGCAGAUCGCCCUACGACGCCAUGUACUCGUACCCGGGCUCAGACAUCAACACGCCCCCCGGCCACAGCGGCAGCACCUUGGACAGCAGCGCCAAACCGUUCCGACACUACAGCUACAGCGGCGCGUACGAGCCCUACUAUGAGAACCCGUCCCCAGAGGCCGGGAGCCCGCAUUUCGACGGCCAGCUGAGCCCCCCGAUGAACUUUAACGGGAUUUUCUCCCUAAAACACGACGAUCCUCCAGACUACGGCAAAGGCAGCCACUAUGGCAUGCGCUACUGCAGUGCGCCGGGGCGCGCGGCUCUUGCGCACAACUCCAUGUACCGAGUCUCCCCAGAGGCCCGUUUCCCCUACGAUCUGCACGUCCGCAGCCAGUCCUUCCAAGCACAAGGGGAAGUUAAUGGCUCUUUCCACAAUUAAUCAAUCAGCUGGACAAAGUUCAAGUUUCAGAAGCGAUGCAAUUUUCCCCCCGCAGAUGUCGAGAGUGGAACGAAAUGGACUCCAGGCACGCUGAUGAUGCACUGCAAAAAAUGUCCAUUUUAACAAGUCACUUUCUUUUAAAUGUUCUUGCAUUCUUUUUCUUUGAAACGUGGUAAAAGCCUGAAAAUAAGAAAUAACGAUUUCACUUGUUCUCUAUUCUUGUUCCAUUAAAAAUCUGUGUCGAUAUGAGGCAGAAAAGAGACACCACAGGAAGGAAACGAUCUCACUCUGAAGGCAGAGCUUCUGAUUCGUUUAAAUAAAAUUUAGAUUUAACGCCUCAUAUUUAAUUUCAAUGAAAAACCAUAACGACUCUGAUGUAGAAUCGUGUUAAAGAUGCAGGUUUUGACUGUUUACAGCUACAGUGCAUUACCAUAUUUAUAUUUGUUUAUUAACGAAAGUACUGCAGAUGACAUGUCAAUGAAAUGGUUUAGAUAAAGCUGAUGUAGUGGACAAUUAAUUUUAAAUCAGCGAAAUAAAAUCAGUUGAAUAAAACAACCGGGGAGGAAGAAUCUGAGGAGGUUUCACUUCACCACUGAAGUUUGCUGAGACAUGAUUGGACUUCAGAGGUUCAGUCUGUGAGCAAUAAAGGUCAAUUGAGCUAUGCAAGGCAGCCAAAUGCAAUCUUUGACAAAUGGGGGAAAAAAAAGAUAUAUGUCUAUUUCCUCUCACAAGGCGUUUUUCAUAAUCUAAUAUCUAAUUAAAAUGAUGACAACUACACAAAAUUAAUUAUAAGAGAAAAAAAAAAGCCAGUUUGGAGACGUGCAUGUGUUUAGGAGACCUGAUGAUGAUGUCAUCUGAAAUGGUCCUAUAAAUACAGGAAGUCAUGGGGGAAAAAAAAUAAAAAAAAUAAAUAAAAUGCAUUUGUAUUUGGAGUAAAUAGUGUGGUAACGAGGUGAAUGUAAAAUUAUUAUUGUAUUUAUUUAUUUAAGCUUAUUUAUUAUAAGUCCGUCAAUUUGAAUGUGGAUAAUAUAUUAUAAGAAGAUAUUGUAAAAUUCAACAGUGUUACCUUUUUAUGUGAAUUUCCAUACACAUUUAAAGUUUGUUUAUGUUUCAUUGUUGUGUAUUUCACUACAGCUGAAAAGUCGAGCACUGGAAGGGAAAAAUCAUUUUGUGUGAGGUGAACGAAAACUAUACGAAUCCGAUUAACAUGCCUUAAAAAUAAAGAGACGACGACCAUCAAUAUGCAACGAAAUGAAAGUUUUGGAUAGUUUGAUGUGAACUUUUUACACUUCCUUGUUCCUGCUGAGGAGGAACUGUGAUGCACUUCAUGUAUUUCUGCACAAUGUUGGUGACUGUACUCUCAUAAAUCCUGUUGAUUUUGUAACUUUA
This is a messenger RNA of Lates calcarifer (barramundi perch), 2685 nucleotides long. It is a transcript of the gene neurod6b, whose product is annotated as neuronal differentiation 6b. The record is from RefSeq and is a predicted model, not a curated record. The transcript is spliced from 3 exons. The coding region runs from base 1 to 1296 and encodes 431 amino acids. Gene Ontology annotation, molecular function: protein dimerization activity. NCBI's taxonomy places the organism in Eukaryota, Metazoa, Chordata, Actinopteri, Centropomidae.